Labrus mixtus (cuckoo wrasse) is the source of this 3310-nucleotide messenger RNA. RefSeq names its product sestrin 4 (gene sesn4). The coding region runs from base 93 to 1430 and encodes 445 amino acids. The record is from RefSeq and is a predicted model, not a curated record. Gene Ontology annotation, molecular function: L-leucine binding; oxidoreductase activity, acting on peroxide as acceptor. NCBI's taxonomy places the organism in Eukaryota, Metazoa, Chordata, Actinopteri, Labriformes, Labridae. The transcript is spliced from 9 exons. Gene Ontology annotation, cellular component: nucleus. Gene Ontology annotation, biological process: negative regulation of TORC1 signaling; regulation of response to reactive oxygen species; positive regulation of macroautophagy.
ACAGCAGGCUGCAGGCAGGCUUUUCUGCUGCCUUUUGUUCGCUAGCCGUGCAAAAGAGCCGUAUCCAUGCAGGAGCACACUUUCUUUGGAAAAUGAUCAUCUGUACGAAUAAAAUGGAGUACCCCCUGAGAACCCAGUGCCAGCGAGUCCAGAAACAGAUGAUGGUGAAUGGUGAGAAGGAGCGAGUGUCGCUGCUAUUCAUGAAAGCUCUGGUCAGCAGGGGGAGUGUGGACGCCGUGUCCCAGCAGAUGGCGUCGCACCCUCAGUACUUGGAGAGCUUCCUGCGCACUCAGCACUACAUCCUGCACAUGGACGGCCCCCUGCCCCUGCCAUACCGCCAUUAUAUCGCCAUCAUGGCUUCUGCACAACAUCACUGCAACUACCUGGUGUUCCUGCACUCUGCUCAGUUUCUGAGGGUGGGCGGGGACCCUAUGUGGCUGGAGGGUUUGGAGGUGGCCCCUCCUCGCCUCCGUCUCCUCGACCACAUCAAUAAGGUGCUGGCCCACCAACCCUGGCUCACAGCCUGCUCAGACAUCCAGACUCUGCUGAAGUCGGGCGAGCAGUGCUGGUCUCUGGCUGAGCUGGUGCAGGCCGUGGUGAUCCUGGCCCACUGCCACUCCCUCUGCAGCUUUGUGGUUGGAUGUGAUACGGAUUCAGAAUUCCCUGUACCUCUCUCCAAAUCUCCCAACGGUACCCCUCCAACCUUCUGCCCCUUCGAUGCUGCCAACGGAAACACCAACGUGCCUCAGUCUCUGGCUUCUCCCUCUGAACACAUUACACAGCCAUGGUCUCUGGACUCCAACUGUGACAUGAUGUGUCUGAAAGAGAGAAUUCAGAAGUCCCAGGAGGAGCGAGAGAAGAGAGAAGAGCGUCUGCUGCAGGCCCAAACACUCCAGCAAACAGAUAUGGAGGAAGAGGAGGAGAUGAUUUGUUUCGCAGACCCGACGCGUUUUAUCACGGAUCCCGACUUCUGCUAUCACGAGUUCGCUCGGACAGAGGAGGACCACUUUCAAGUGUUUAGAAUUCAGGACUAUUCAUGGGAGGACCACGGCUUCUCCUUAGUCAACAGGUUGUAUUCAGACAUCGGGCACCUCUUGGACGACCGAUUCAGGAGCGUGACCACCCUCCCCUCUUUGCACAGCCCUGACCUGAAGAGGGCGAUCUGGAACUACAUCCACUGUGUGUUAGGAAUACGGUACGAUGAUUAUAAUUAUGGAGAGGUGAACCAGCUGCUGCAGCGGGAUUUGAAGCUGUACAUAAAGGCGGUGGCCUGUUUUCCGGAUGCUACCAAAAAUCCAGUGUGUCCGCUGAGCUGGGCUCCGCUAAAAAGCUCAGAACGGAUACACGUGAAUUUACUAAUCAUGGAGGCCCGGCUGCAGGCUGAGCUGCUGUACGCUCUCAGAGCCAUCACCCAGUACAUGAUCACCUGAGAGCUCGGACAGACACGAAUCUACAACUUUCCGCCGGUACAGAGAGACCCAGAGACACGAGGAUGAAGAAAUCUUAACAGCCGACAGCGAAGCAGGACAAGAGUGGCACCUUUAAGGACAGAGCUCUGUUAUCCUGAAGCUGUGCCUCAUGAAUGUGCUUUAUUUUCAGAUUUAAUGUAUUUAUACCAGUGUGCCACAUCCCCCUUCCUCUUCCUCCUCCUCCUCUUCCUCGCCACUCCUGCAGAUGGUCGUGAAGUUCUCUUAUCAAACAUCUAUGCUCUCAAAGGUUAUGUGCAAUUAUUAACUAACCUUGUUUUAUUUUUUUUUUACCAGUUCUUUGUUCCUGCUCAGUCAGUGGGUUGCAGUGGCCAAUACUCUCCCUUUUAGUCGGAUCCUUUUGUAUCGACUAUACCCCUCACACACACACAAAGUGUAAAUGUUUAAUGAAUGUUAUUGGGAGAGUUAGAGGGCCGGUUUUUUGUUCAGUUUUUUUGGACAAUCUUUGUCAGUGUUGGAGGAGGACAUUUAAAAAUGAGCUGUGAUAGAGGACAGUUUAGCUCUCCAUAACAUUUCGUAUUAAUGCUGUCCAAGAACGAACAACAGUGACACUGCUGGAAGUUAUUACUUCACUUUAGUUUCUUUUAAUAAGCACUUUUUUUUAACUUUAUAUAUUUAUAAUGCAAGGUAGCUCUUAGGAGACAUAAAAACGGUGCACAGUGUUUGGGUCAGACGUCUUUCUUCUCCUGUAUACAACGUGUAAUGAAGAUUUUUACGCCGUUAUGUCCCUUCAAACGUUUUCACAUUUUGGCUUCGUUAUCAACCCCAGAUUUCUGAGUGAAGUCGCUCGAUUUAGUGAGAUCAUUUAGUGAACUAUUGGAAAGACGUUGAAGGUUAUAAUGUUUUCAAAACAAAAGCAUCCAAACCUAAACUAAUGUCCAGCAGUCAGAGAGCCGAUUCUCACAGUGGACAUUAAGCUGAGCCUUUCACUAAAUGGUUCAUUUUGUUCAUUCAGUGAUCAAAGCAAGAUCACAUGAUCAAAAGAAAGACUGAAUUUGAAAUCAAAGGAUGUUUUAAAAAAAAAAAAAAAACUUAAACAAAAUGAUGAAUUGAAAGAUUACAAAUGUCCAGAGGCAGAUCUGCACUGGUCAUGAGUUUAGGUCAAGUACAGAUUUGAUUUUCUGUGUAACUUUGUGUUGAAGCUCUUUGUCCAUGGUACAAUUUGAAGAGCAGAACAAUGUUCAAACUAGCUGUUAAAACUGCUUAUUUCUGUCUUUUUACUUUUAUUUUUACAGUUGGAUAAACUCUAGAGUGCAUUUGUUUAGUUUCUGGAUGUGAUGUAGGACCUGUUUAGAUACUGAGGUGUGACGGACUGUUUGGAGUUAAGCGUUUGUAACUUCAGGAUGUAGAAAAGAAACUGAAGUGCAUAUUGACAAAAGCAAAAGUACUGUUAACACAGGUGCCUUCAGGUGUAAACUGGAGAGCUGCUGAAGUGGACAGAUGUAACUACUGGAGGCUGAAUGUGGGUUCUGCAGAUGAAAAACACUCUCAGCUGACGAGUAGCAGACUUGUGGUUUCUCCCCCCCAUGAAUGGGAAACUGUUUUUUUUUUUUCCUUGGACUUAGUCAGCACCAUUUCUGAUAAACAUCACAGAGAACGUGAACAGCCAAGUUUUCAAUCAGUCCCUUUCUAUGAGCCGCAGCGACUCAGCAAGAGCCUUUGACACAGAUGGAUGUGAAAAAAUGUUCAAUUUGAGCAGAAAAAAAAGGAAAAUUAUUUAAAGAAGAAAAACAACAAAAAAGAGAACAAGAGAAAAGACAAAAAACAUGUUUUUUUGAAAAUGUGAAGAAAUGUUUUCUAUAAAGAUGCUCUAUGUAAAACAA